Zingiber officinale is the source of this 2521-nucleotide messenger RNA. RefSeq names its product transketolase, chloroplastic-like. The record is from RefSeq and is a predicted model, not a curated record. The coding region runs from base 66 to 2315 and encodes 749 amino acids. Lineage: Eukaryota; Viridiplantae; Streptophyta; Magnoliopsida; Zingiberales; Zingiberaceae. The transcript has 7 exons. Gene Ontology annotation, cellular component: cytosol. Gene Ontology annotation, molecular function: transketolase activity. Gene Ontology annotation, biological process: pentose-phosphate shunt.
CUCGUUUCCAAUCCAAAUCUCAAAGCGGAGGAACCGGAGCAUCAGAGAGAGAGAGAGAGAGUGCCAUGGCCGCUUCGUCCUCUGUAAACGCCGCCCGCGCUCUCGCCGGAUUCGCCGUCUCCAGCCACGGCCUCCCCUCCGGCGCGGCCCAUGCCGACCGCCUCGCCCUCCCCGCCGGAGGCUUCGCCCUCAGCUCCCUCUCCAGCCGCUCCUUUUCUUCCUCCCAUCGAUUUCUCCGCCAGGCGUAUCCCGCAUCUCGCCGAGCGGCGGCAUCGGCGCCGAUCAGGGCCGCCGCGGUCGAGACACUCGAGGCGACGGUCACCGAGGCUUUCGUCGAGAAGUCAAUCAACACCAUACGGUUCCUCUCCAUCGACGCCGUCGAGAAGGCGAACUCCGGGCACCCUGGCCUCCCCAUGGGGUGCGCGCCCAUGGGUCAUAUCUUAUACGACGAGGUCAUGAGGUACAACCCCAAGAAUCCCUACUGGUUCAACCGUGAUCGCUUUGUGCUCUCCGCCGGCCAUGGAUGCAUGCUCCAAUACUCCUUGCUCCACCUCGCUGGCUACGACAGUGUCCAGACCGAAGAUCUCAAACAAUUCCGGCAAUGGGGAAGCAGAACUCCUGGCCAUCCUGAGAAUUUUGAAACAACCGGCAUUGAAGUCACUACUGGGCCACUAGGUCAGGGUAUUGCGAAUGCCGUUGGCUUGGCACUUGCUGAGAGACAUCUAGCUGCCCGUUUUAACAAGCCUGACAAUGAGAUCGUUGAUCAUUACACAUAUGUUAUACUCGGAGAUGGUUGUCAGAUGGAGGGCAUUUCAAAUGAAGCAUGCUCACUUGCUGGCCAUUUGGGUUUAGGAAAACUCAUUGCAUUCUACGACGAUAAUCACAUUUCCAUUGAUGGGGACACAGAGAUUGCCUUUACGGAAGAUGUUAGUGCUCGUUUUGAGGCUCUUGGAUGGCAUACCAUCUGGGUGAAGAAUGGUAACACUGGCUAUGAUGAGAUUCGUGCUGCCAUUAAGGAAGCAAAGGCAGUUACAGACAAGCCCACACUCAUCAAGGUCACCACUACCAUCGGAUAUGGAUCACCAAACAAGGCUAACACAUACAGCGUGCAUGGAAGUGCAUUAGGCCCGAAAGAAGUCGACGCAACUAGACAGAAUCUUGGAUGGCCAUAUGAACCUUUCCAUGUACCUGAAGAUGUCAAGAAGCAUUGGAGCCGCCAUGUCCCUGAAGGUGCCGCUCUUGAAGCUGAGUGGAAUACAAAGUUUGUAGAGUAUGAGAAGAAGUACCAAGACGAUGCGGCGGAGCUUAAAUCUAUUAUAUCAGGAGAACUACCUGCCGGUUGGGAGAAAGCUCUUCCGACAUAUACCACUGAAAGUCCAGCAGAUGCCACCAGAAACUUAUCUCAACAGAACUUAAAUGCACUAGCAAAAGUGCUACCUGGUCUUCUUGGCGGUAGUGCUGAUCUUGCAUCUUCGAACAUGACAUUGCUUAAGAUGUUUGGUGACUUCCAAAAGGGAACACCAGAGGAGCGCAAUGUUCGGUUUGGUGUUAGGGAACAUGGGAUGGGGGCUAUCAGCAAUGGUAUUGCCUUGCACAGCCCUGGCCUUCUUCCAUAUUGUGCCACCUUUUUCGUUUUCACCGACUACAUGAGAGCUGCCAUCAGGAUCUCAGCUUUGUGCGAGGCAGGAGUCAUCUAUGUGAUGACACAUGAUUCCAUUGGUCUCGGUGAGGAUGGUCCAACCCAUCAGCCAAUUGAGCAUCUGAUAAGCUUCCGAGCAAUGCCCAACAUUCUCAUGCUCAGACCUGCUGAUGGAAAUGAAACUGCUGGGGCCUAUAAGGUUGCGGUGCUCAACCGAAAAAGGCCAUCAAUACUUGCUCUCUCGCGACAGAAGCUUUCUCAAUUGGCAGGGACAUCAAUUGAAGGGGUCGAGAAGGGUGGAUAUAUCAUUUCAGAUAAUUCCUCUGGUGAUAAACCAGAUCUGAUUUUGAUUGGCACUGGUUCUGAACUGGAAAUUGCAGCAAAGGCUGCCGAGGAACUGCGAAAGGAGGGCAAAACAGUGCGUGUGGUGUCUCUUGUUUCCUGGGAGCUGUUCGAAGAGCAGACAGAUGAAUACAAGGAAAGUGUUUUCCCUGCUGCCGUCACCUCCAGGGUUAGCAUUGAAGCAGGCGCAACGCUUGGAUGGCAGAAGUAUGUUGGGAGCAAAGGCAAGGCAAUUGGGAUCGACCGGUUCGGGGCAAGCGCUCCCGCUGGGAAAAUUUACAAGGAGUUUGGCCUCACAGCAGAGAAUGUCAUUGCUGCAGCCAAAUCUCUAUAAAGCUGAACUUGUACAAUGUUUCUCUCCCUCUGGUUCACUGGGAGGAAUUAGGUUUAUCCCUGCUAGUUUGAGGAUAACUUGAGGUACUACGAUCUGGUCAAUAUAUAUAAUUGAUCUCUGCCUUUUGCCCCCCUAAUAAGAUUGUCAAAUGUUGUUCAGCAUUUCAUUCUCAUAUUUGAAGAAAUGAAUUUUCUUUGUUUAUGCUA